AUGUUAGGACCAAGUUCCACAUUAGGCGAUGUAUCGCUAAUUCCAACCGAUACCAAUCAAACUCAAACAAGACCGAAUGACACCGAAACAAAUUCACAACAUGUAAUAAACCAGCGAGUGAACGGAUGUGAAAAGCGAUUGGAUGAAAUGGAAGAACGAUUGAAACGUGUAGAAGAUGGAAGAGCAAUUACGAAUCAGCCAUUGUGUAAUAUGGAAUUUUUCAUUGUUGGCGAUACGAAACAACCGAGGAAUGUUAUCGAACACAAGAUUCGUAUGAUGGGCGGUCGACUAGCAUCUGAAAUACAUUCACGUCUGGCUGCAGUCAUUUCAAAUGCUGAUGUUGUGAACAAAGGUGGAGAAGACAUUCAUCCAGCCUUCUUACAUCGCAUCCAAAUAAUAUCCGAUGAAUUGGUGGGCAGCUUCCUAGAAAAUGAUCCAAUUGAAUUGAUCAUCGGAAAUGAUUUGAGUAAAUUUGGAAAAGAUCCAUACGAACGGAUGCCAGAACAAAAAGACGCCUUCAAGACAUUGAGACAAUACGAAACAUACAAUACAAAUGAAAUUUCCGUGCCAAAUUAUAAUGUCUACUGUGAAAAUAAUAUCCGAUACGAAGCAAUGCUGAACUUCAUUGACAUCGAUAUAAAUAAGAAUUCGUUUCUGAAAUUAGAAUUAAUCGGACAAACUAUGAUCGAGACGAAGGGACGAAUAAAUGACAUUUCAUCUGGUUUCAAGAAACAGACGCGCCACUCAAGCGUAGAAGAGGGUAAGGCAGCAUUCAAAAAUAUCUACGCUCAUUUGACUGGUAAUGAAUUUGUGAAAUACGGUUUCGAUAAGCAACCAGGAAAAUACAAUCGCGUGGAUAUAUUGAACUACACCCGUUCAAUUGAAGUCAACUAUGUAAACAGUAAAUUGGAUAGCUCUCUAUACAAUUUGAUGAAAAUGUUGUUUCACGGUGAUGUAUUGGAAAAAACAUUGCUCGAUUAUUGUCUGGUCUAUGAUGGGAUGCCUCUGGGUGGAAUAAAGAAACGAACCAUUCGAUGUGCCAUUCAUCUAUUGGACCAAAUCCCAUAUAUGUUGGAUGUCGGCAAUUCACGUUCAAUUGUGGCAUUUUCAAAUCAAUUUUAUUCAUAUUUUCCUCAAGCAUUUGGACAACGCCGACCACCAUUAGUCAACACACUUGAAAUAGUCCAGGAAAAAAUCGAUUUACUAAAUAAAGUCUUAGCCAGAUAUGAACAGUAUGAAACAAUGACAGAUCGAAAAUACAAUCGAAAAAACCUUCUCGAUGUUUGUUACGAGCAUUUACAAGAGUCGGUUGAAAUAAAAAUACUACGCAAGUCUUCACCAAUGCACCAACAAAUAAGCGAUUACAUUUUGAAUACACAAAAACAGGAUGAUCCAACAGCCCAUUACGAUCCAGGUCCAUGUGAAAUGAUUGAUAUAUUUGAAAUAGAACGACAUGAAGAAACUAUACGUUAUCUGUCACACGAAGACAAUUUCAAUCGUCAAUUGUUAUUUCAUGGCUCGGGCAUGCAAAAUUUCGUUAGUAUUUUGACAAAUGGCCUAAAGGUAGAGGUAAACGAUGUAUACAUAUCCGGUUCAGCAUUGGGAAAAGGGAUUUAUUUUGCGGACACAGUAACAAAAGCGACCAGAUAUUGUCAUCCCAUCGACGGUAUCGGAUUAGUGUUGUUGUGUGAAGUUGCUGCAGGCCGAACAGGAAGUCGAUAUUCUUAUGAUCCAGCACCACUGAACACCAAAGCAUUCGAAUCAGUUCAAGCGAUUGGUAAAUGGCAUCCUGGUUCAUUCAAAACACGACCCAAUGGUCUAAAAAUUCCAAACACCAGAAUUGUUGAACGGAUUGGUGUAAAAACAGACCUUGUUUUUAACGAAUUUGUUGUGUUCGACGAGUCACGAGUAAAACUAAAAUAUUUAGUCAAAUUAAAAUUCACCGGAAAAGAACGAUAUGGAAAAUGA
This is a messenger RNA of Contarinia nasturtii (swede midge), 1968 nucleotides long. RefSeq names its product poly [ADP-ribose] polymerase 1-like. Gene Ontology annotation, molecular function: NAD+ poly-ADP-ribosyltransferase activity. The record is from RefSeq and is a predicted model, not a curated record. The transcript has 4 exons. Bases 1 to 1968 code for a protein of 655 amino acids. Lineage: Eukaryota; Metazoa; Arthropoda; Insecta; Diptera; Cecidomyiidae.